ACAAGUUUAAAAUGAUCGUUGAAUACGACUGUUUGCUGCUAUGUAACUCGUAGAAGUUGUAGAUGCAACGGCCUGUAAUGCCUGAGAGUGGUAUUUCUCUUGUGCCCCUUCUACGCGUGCACGAUAAGAUUCGCGCUGAUGAGCGUCUAUAUCUCUAUUUAUAACAUGCUAUGUCACCAAUCGCGCAGUCGUUCGUUCUCGGACAUGCUGAUCACGAUGGAGUCGUCGUUCUUUCUGUCGUCGUUAUUCUCGUCGCCCUUUGCGAUUUUGUUGACCACUUUGGUCACAAUCGGCGUGUUGAGGGCCAUCUCCUAUCUGUAUUAUAAAAACACGUAUUGGAAGAAACGAGGUGUCCCUUAUAUACGCAUGAUUCCUGCUAUGGAAAUGUCCUGGAAGAUGUUUCUGCGACGCAUAACCGUCAUUGAGUUCAGCCAAUUUAUCCACAACUAUAUGCCGGACGCCAAGUACAUCGGCCACAUGGACAUGGGCACUCCUACCGUCUUCCUGCACGAUCCUGAGCUGAUCAGGGACGUGAUGGUGAAGGACUUUGACUACUUCCCGGAUCAUCGCAUCGGGAGCGAAGAGAUAGAUCCGUUGUUCAGUAAAAACGUCUUCGCCUUGCGCGGUAACCGCUGGAAAAAGAUGAGGAACACGCUGAGCCCUUCCUUCACCGCUAGUAAGAUGAAGGCCAUGUUCGAACUAAUAUCCAAAUGUUCCCGCGAGUUCGUUGAAUACUUGGCCGAUCAUCCAGAGCUGUGUUCUUCCAUCGACACGAAAGAAGCCUUCAGGCGAUAUACCACCGACGUGAUCGCCACAUCGGCCUUCGGCAUCAGCGUUAACUCUAUGAAGGACAGGGACAAUGAGUUUUUCAUCAAGGGAAUCGAGGCCACCCAGUUUGGUAACUUCAAGUCCAUGCUAAAGUUCAUGCUUUUCCGUGCGUUUCCGCGACUGGGAAAAAUGCUAGGUAUAAGCCUCUUCCGGCCGGCCAUGUCGCAGUUCUUCAAGAAUAUCGUAGCGGAGACCAUCAGAGUCCGGAAAGAACAAGGUAUCGUCCGGCCAGACAUGAUUCACUUGUUGAUGCAAGCUCAAGAUAAGGAGAAUCCCAGUGUGCAUGAGAUGACGCUGGACGACAUUGUUGCACAAGCCUUUAUCUUCUUCUUCGCCGGUUUCGAGACGUCGUCGACUCUCAUGUGCUUCAUCGCCCAUGAGCUCGCGGUGCAUCAGGACAUCCAAGAACGCCUGUGGGAGGAGGUGGAGAAGCACUUCGUCGAGGAUAACGGCGAGAUCACCUACGAGACAUUGUCGAAGAUGGCUUACAUGGACAUGGUAGUGUCGGAGGCUCUGCGGAAGUAUCCGCCGAUGACGUUCAUUGACAGGCUUUGCGUUAAGAAAUACGAGCUUCCGCCGGCGAAGGCCGGUUACAAGAGCGUCGUCGUCGAACCCGACUGCGCGAUGAUGGUAUCUGCUUACUCAUUGCACCAUGAUCCAAAAUAUUUCCCGAACCCCUCCAAGUUUGACCCCGAGAGGUUCAGCGACGAGAACAAGGACAACAUCGUGCCGUACACGUAUGUGCCGUUCGGCCUCGGGCCCAGGAAGUGCAUCGGCAAUCGCUUCGCCCUCAUGGAGACGAAGCUGUUGGUAGCUCACCUUCUUCAGAAAUUCGUUUUUAAAACUACGGAGAAGACUGUCGAGCCCGUCGUGUUUGAUAAGGAGCAGUUUUUCUUGCAGCCUGAUGGUGGAUUUUGGCUCGCCUUAGAGAAGAGGCAGAAAUGAAACCGAAUAUCGUAGGAGGGAAGGAUAGUGUUUUGUAUAGAUUUAGUCAUUCUAUAAUU
This is a messenger RNA of Harpegnathos saltator (Jerdon's jumping ant), 1832 nucleotides long. Its product is annotated as cytochrome P450 9e2-like. The transcript has a single exon. Bases 139 to 1773 code for a protein of 544 amino acids. Lineage: Eukaryota; Metazoa; Arthropoda; Insecta; Hymenoptera; Formicidae. The record is from RefSeq and is a predicted model, not a curated record. Gene Ontology annotation, molecular function: monooxygenase activity; heme binding; iron ion binding.